This is a messenger RNA of Oryza brachyantha (malo sina), 1483 nucleotides long. RefSeq names its product protein NETWORKED 3A-like. Gene Ontology annotation, molecular function: actin binding. The record is from RefSeq and is a predicted model, not a curated record. Bases 329 to 1165 code for a protein of 278 amino acids. The transcript has 3 exons. NCBI's taxonomy places the organism in Eukaryota, Viridiplantae, Streptophyta, Magnoliopsida, Poales, Poaceae.
CAAAGAGGAAGGUAGUAAUCAGGCGGGGAUGUGACGAUGAUCUCACCGAAUUAGAAGCAAUUAAAAAAAAUACCAUCUUUGUGGAGGGCGUCCGCGCAAGAAAUCCUCGUCGUCUCGUCGCGGAGCGGCACGGUUUGAAUCGCAGCGACAUUACGAGAGCGAGUUCUCUUGUCCGCUUCCUUCUUCUUCCUCCUCCUCCUCAAUCCGCAAUCCGCAAUCCGCAAUCCGCAAAGCUGCGGCGGAUACAAGAGUCCAGGAAAGAGAGAGCAACGGGAGGAAGUCGAGAGCGGCCCGCGGCCACACGACACAGGUAAGUGAGGGAGACAAGAUGGUGCAGAAGGAGCUGCCACAGGCAUGGUGGUUUGACAGCCAUAACCUCGCAAGGACGUCUCCAUGGCUAAGCAACACGCUUUCAGAAUUAGAUGACAAGACCAAGCAGAUGCUCAAGAUGAUCGACCAAGACGCCGACUCGUUCGCGCAGCGCGCCGAGAUGUACUACAAGAAGCGCCCUGUCCUGGUGGACAUGCUCGGCGACCUGUACCGAGCACACCGUUCGCUAGCAGAGCAGCUCGACCUUCUCAAGCACGGCAAUGGCACACGCCACACGGUGUUCGGGCCGUCCUCCUGUACCCAGACCUGGUCUCAGGCAGCAGCAGCCGCCAUGGGUGGCGGCAAGGGAGAAAGGAGCAGCAGGUCUUCGAACUCGGCCUGCUCAGACACCUACGACUCUGAAUCUGAAGUCGAUGACCCUGAGCAAGACGACGACAUGGAGGAGGAGAUGUCUGAAUCCGAGGCCGUGGAAGAGUCACGAAGGCAAUCAGAGCUGAUGCGUGCAGAGAUCGAGCUGCUCAGGGAGGAGAAGAACGCGGCGCUGCAGAGGGCGGGCGCAGAGAUCGAAGUGCUCAGGGGGAAGAACGCGGCGCUGGAGGCGGAGCUCGCCGCGAAGGACGAGGAGAAGAGGGAGGCCAUCAGGCAGCUCGCGUCGUCGUUCGACAUCGUGAGGGAGGAGAAUUCUACCUUGCGCCGCGAGUGCAUCAAGAACUCGAAGAACUCCUCCUCCUCCUCUCGUGGAUUCGAUUUCAAGAAGCUGACCAGAGAUCUGUUCUCCGCGAAGCUCUUCACAGCGCACUGCAAGGCUACUACUGGUCCAAUGGUUGCUCUAUGAUCGAGCUCGGUGCAGCUGAAUUGUUUGUUCAUCCAGAGAAGACGACAUGCACCACAGUCCUUCCUGACGUUUUGCUAAUGGGAAUCUCAUUCUUGUAGCUCAUUUAGUCUCUGAAUAUAGAUAUGAUCAUGUGCCCCUCCCUGUCUGUUCUGUUCUUUCAUUAUUCAGGGUUUAUUCAGAUUUAGCCAGUAGAUGACUCGUUUGAACUGUCAUUGUGAAAAUACCCAUGUGCAUCAGUAUUUACUGCAGUACAAGAAUUAACCAUAUGAAUGCUUGUAUGAUAUGAUGUCCAGAUCACUGAUGCUGGGGUGUUCCAAC